Dalotia coriaria is the source of this 1664-nucleotide messenger RNA. RefSeq lists its product as uncharacterized. The record is from RefSeq and is a predicted model, not a curated record. Bases 259 to 1353 code for a protein of 364 amino acids. The transcript is spliced from 3 exons. Lineage: Eukaryota; Metazoa; Arthropoda; Insecta; Coleoptera; Staphylinidae.
CAUCGGCACACAGGCAUGUUCUGUGUGCGCGAUUCAGUUGUAAACAAGAAUCGUCAGAGCGACGUUCACGUUACCGUUCCGCCUGGAAAGUGCGCGCGCUCGUGGUGUGCACAGCACACAUUCGACCAGAUUGUUUGUAAAGUUUCCAACUUUGUUUGGACGCAAGUUUCCAAUUUGUUGACAAAAUACUAAUUCUGCAUUUGAUUGGGCCUGGGAUUAACGACGCCUUGUGUGCAUGGCGAACCGGUGGAUAAAAUAAUGCUGGUGUGUCAUUCAGCGAUGGGCAGCGUCGGCGGCGGGAAGCUGGGCAAGGCCCGUCUGCCGCGCGUCAUCUCCGAGAUCCGAAAAGCCGCCGACCCAGUGCGCGACAAUUUCAUCCAGUUUCGGCCGAAAAUCAGUGCUGAUUUAUUGGUACUCAUCGGAUCAGAUCCACGCUGGCAACCACGUCGGGUGCAGGUCCGCGCUGGACAGUUGCAGCUCAGCCCCGUCCAGGGAUGCUUCUCCCUUGCGAAGCAGAACGACCUGGGCACCCGCAUUCCAUUGCGGCACUUAAGUCUUCAGGCCGGCUCGACACCGAACAGUCUGGCGCUGGUGCGCGGCAAGACCAUUCUUCUGACGUUGCAGACACCAGAUGAACGCCAAUUCGACCUAUGGGUAAAACUAAUCGCAAUCGAAAUCAUCCGUCAAACUCCCUUAGAAGAUGUGAAGUACCUCGAUGUCUUCUCGCUAACAACCAAAGAACCAACCACAUCCACCGUCGUCAAACCAGUGCAACCAUCAAGUGAUCAAACCAACCCCGUGGAAACUUCAAUAUUUCAUUCUGAUGAUGCUUCUUCAUCGUCAUCAUACUCCCCAGAUUCGACCGCCUCUUCCGAGUCAUCAGUCUGCACCACGUGCAAGCCAGUCAUCCACUUCGACGAGUGGGACGUCAAUAAGAACAUCGUCAACGUGAACAACAACAUCGUCACCGCAAAGAGCGGUUACGCCGACACCGUCGAAGUGCUUCUGAAGAAAUGUCAGAGCAGCGAGAGCUACGUGCCUGUCAAAGAGAAGCUGAUGCUCUUUGAGUCCCUGUGCCGUAUUGGUCGUGGCCGCAGCUCCGAGGAUGUCUCCAUGGCUCGCCUGGCCAUCGUCGGUGUAUCAAAACGCACUCGCUCCUUGCACGAUCUUACCUACUGCUUUACCAGCGGUGGUGUACGUGAAAUCUGCAAGUAUUUCGAGACGAAGAGCGAAGAUGGCGGCGGCGGUGGCGGCACGCAAGUUGCCAAGCACAUUAAGCGUCUAGUGCACUCGGACACCAGCCUCAAUAAGGUGGUGUUCAACAGGCACUUCGACGGCGUGUCAUACGCAUAAUCACUACUAUUCAAAUUAUCCAUGCACAUCAUUAAUCCAUUCAAUUGUUGUUAAUUAAAUAAUUAAUUUUUGCGCAACAAUCUGUUGUUGUUGAUAACUAUUUAUGAAUGUAAGUUGAUUCAUUAUCUAUCGAGCUAAAUAUUCAAAGCUACAAUGGCCAAAGGCAAUCGUGUGUUUAUGUUUUGUAAUAUUGUAAUUCUAAUUGUUAAAAUGUACUUAAUUGCAAGCGCAAAUAUAUUAUCAAACAUGUAAAUGUAACAUUCAUAGUAAUGUAUAAUGCCAAUAAAUAAAAAAUAUUUUUGUACAUGCCA